Molecule: messenger RNA, 771 nt
Organism: Cylicostephanus goldi
Lineage: Eukaryota; Metazoa; Nematoda; Chromadorea; Rhabditida; Strongylidae
Source: the annotation of a GenBank genome assembly
AAUAACAAACAUAGAGGUGGUCCAUCUAAAAAUAAAAUUUCUGAAUAUUUAGAUCAACUAUCCCUAUUUUCUCGCACAGCCGCAGUUCGACGAUGUCAACACACCGAUUGGGAUUUAUGUGAAAGCGUUAGGUUGCAAGAAUUGCAGGAGUCUUUCAAUUUCCCAAAUUCCUUCAAUUUUCGGACUCUUGUCGUCAACCUUAUCUACCUGGCAGUGAUCGAUAAUAGAUUUUUCUUCCCACAGGCCCGGGACCGUGCCGCUCAGAUGGAGAAAACCAUGCGCUGGUGGUCGGAAUGUACAGCUUGUUGGCGUGAGAAAUGGAGCACGGUCAGGGACGAGAGAAACAGAGCCAGGGAAGAAGGUCAAGCACUCAGACAUGCUUACGAAGAGGCAAAUGUGAGUUUAAAAAAUUGUUACAAAGUGCUGGCUAAGAUCGACAAAAUCCAGUCUGAGAAACGAGAUGUGGAAAUGGAAUUGAUGAAAACCAAAUCGGCCCUACAUAAACUGGUUGUACAAAAUAGCAUAGCACAAAAUCGGGUACGAUCGAUGCUAGAUUUUCCAGAAAUGAAAGUUUUCUUACAGUCUUUCGAGAUUCCGGAGGUUACAGUAGAACGAAUGGAUGAGGAAUGUGAUGUGAAGCCAGAGUUAUUCACAGAAGGAGUGCAAACUGAUGAUGAUGUAAGGCUUACUAUACCAAUACUUCUUUAUUGGAUGAUUAGAUACCAUGGCUAUUUUUCAGCCGUUGUCAGAAUCGGAGAUGACGUCAUCUAA